ACGGGGACUGGAGGUGAGGCAGCCGGAAGUGCCGAGAGGGCAGUGACCGGGAAGCUUCCGGUGCUGAUGUGGCCGGAACCUGGCGGCGCGGCGGAGCGAAAAACUAAGCUGAGUGUCCGCCAAGGAAGAAACUGACAUGCAGCUUGGCAGCCUGUUGGGGAUCCAGGCUGCUGGCAAGCCGUGACUCCUUCCUUCCCUGCUCCUUUUGUGCUCCAGCUGACCUCCUUGUUCUCCCUCUGUGCCGCUGGUUGCCUGGAGGGUGAAGAUGCUCAGCCGUCUGUCGGGGCUGGCCAACACUGUCCUCCAUGAACUCUCUGGGGAUGGAGAGGAGGCCGGGAUGGCACCGUCGCCUUCUGGAGUGGAAUUUGAACCCAGCCAGCAGAAUGGGGAGGAGACCCCAGAAGAUGUGCUGGAACGGCUGGCCCAAAUGGAGAAGCUGGUGGUGCAGCUGAAGACCCUAGUGCGGGAAAAGGAUGCUCAGCUCCAGCAGAAGGAUGCCACGCUUCAGGAAGAGAGGCAGGCGGCGGAAGCUAAACUGCUGAAGCUGAAGCUGCAGGCCAAAGUCAAGGUGGGCAACCUGAACAAGCGCAUCGAGGAGCUGACGGCCCAGGGAGGGGCAGUGCGUGCUGAGGGGCAGCCGGAAGGGACCCCCCCGCCUCCUGUCCAGGGUGACCGCAGCAAGAGCGAUGGGCCGGCGGACGAGACGGGCGCGCUGAGGAGGCAGCUGCAGGAGCAGGAGGAAAGGGUGAGGGGUCUCCAAGGGCAGCUGGAGGAAGCAGCGGGAAGACUCGGGGAUGCCCAGGCCCAGAUCAGCUCCCUCCAAAAGGAGGUGCUGGAGAAGGAGUCACUCCGUGAAGAACAGGCUCUCCAGCACCAGGCAGAAGUACGCCAGGCGGAGGCUUGGUCGGCCCGCGAGGCAGAAAUGCAGCAGAACCUGAGGCAGCUGCAAAGAAAGGUGGAGGAACAGGAGGAGGCCCUGCUGGGUAGGACACAAGUGGUCGAAUUGCUGCAGCAGGAAUUGAACGACACUCAGGAAGAGAAGCAGCAUCUCCAGGAGACGUUGCAAAAGGCCGAGGCAGAGCUGGAGGCCUCGAGAGACGCUCUGGCUUCCGUCCAGCAGGAAUCCGAACAGCUGGUCAAGAGUCUGCAGCUGCAACUGGCCGAGCAGGAGACGGCGUUCCGGCAGAGCCAGGAGGAGGUCCGAGAGCUGAGCCAAGAGCUGGCCCGGGCGAGAGCAGUCCGGACCGAGCAAGAGCAGAAGAGGGAGGCUGAGGAAGCCCGGCACGCCCAGGAGGUGGCGGAGAAGGAGCAGGAGCUGGCUGAGUUUCAAAAGGCAGAGCAGGACCUGCAGGCCAGUUACGAGGCUGUCCAGGCGGAGAACGCCCGGCUGCGCCAGAAGGCGGAUGGACCAGGGGCGAGCUCGCCCGAGGACGCUCCUGCCGCCCAAGGGGAGCCCACCGAAAGACCCCCGGAGCUUGGCUCGUCUCCGCCAGAACUGGAAACAGUGGCAGUGCAGUCUCUCCCCCUGAGCCAGCCCAGCGCAGGCGGGACCCUUGAGGAAACCCUGCAGGCCCAACAGGACGGACAGUCGGAUCUCCUGGAAUACUUUGCCGAGAAGAAGCAGCGUGAUCUGUCAGUCUUGCUUCUGGAACUGCAGGAGGCCCAGGAAGAAAUUGCACUGCUAAAGGGGCAGCUUCCGGUCUCGAGCAGCCUGGAGACGGAAGCAGGACAAUCCCAGGGGAGCAACGAGGCCGAGAGAGAGGGAGAAGGAACCGUGCCCAUCCAGAGUGAUUCCAGCAGCAGCUCCCUGGUCACGGUCGACCUUCAGGACUCUCCUUCUGUUCUGGGCAUGCUGUUGGGCCCGGAGGAGAAUGAAACCGCUCAGGGAAUAUCUCUAGACUCCGGGCCGCAGUUACAGAAGUUGGAGCUUGAAGUCGCCGAACUGCAAAGAAGGCAUCGAGAAGCUGUGGAAACCCACGAGAGAAUCCUGGAGGAGAAGACGGCGGACAUUGGCCAGCUUCAAGAACAGAUGGAGGGCUCAGCCAGGGUUGCGCAGACCCUGAACGCAGAGCGUGACCAGAUCCUGUCCCAACUGAAGGAACUCUGCUUCCUAGCGGAGCUGAAGGACCAGUUGGAAGGAGGCCCUGCUCACCCAGAGCAGCAGCAGCUUCCCAACUAUGAGAGUGGAAUCUCUCACCUGGGUUUGUUGAAGGAGCAAAUUCAGAGUCUGAGGAACGAGGCCAAAUCCAAGGAGGUGAAAAUCGUCGCUUUGCAGAAGGACCUGGAUGAAGCCCAGCGUCGCCUCUCCGAGCAAGAAACAGUGGGGAGAAACCUGCUUAGCCAGCUCCAGAAGGAGCAGCAGAACGUCCAAGCCCUGGUAGAACAGGGGCAGGAGGCUUCCACGAAGGCUCAGGAGCUCUCCCAGGCCCUCGUCUUGAAGGAGGUGGAAACCGCCAAGCUGGCGAAGCUCCUCUCUGAGAACUCUCUGGAGGUGGAGAAGCUCCAGCAGGAAGUGAUGGAGCGAGAACAAAGGAUGACCGAAGUCAGCAUCGGCAUGUCCGACCGGAUGGUGCAACUCAACGAGGAGAAGUUUAUGCUGGGGAAAGAGCUGAAGAGCGUGAUGGAGCAACUGAGCGUGCUGCAGCAAGGAAAGGAGACCAGAGAACAGGCGGUGGAAACGGAGGAGGAACGGCCACCAACGGAGGAGUUGCCCACCGAUGAAGCAGUGGAAGUUCUAAGGAAGGAGAACGAACUCGUGAGGAAGAAGCUGCAAGCUGCCCUUCUCAGCAGGAAGGAGCUUCUCAACAGGGUUCGCCAGCUGGAGCAGGAAAGAAAAGGUGGGGAAGAGCCUCCAGCCGAGAGCCAGGAGGUGGUGGCCCAAGAGAACGAAGGAGGUGGACAUCCCUCUGAGAGUCAACGGCUCCAUAGUGGCCAAGGGCAUCCUGCAAGGCGGGACAGAGCUGCCUCACUCAGCCAGUUGCUCUCUGCAAAGGAAGCCACGUCACAGGACACCCCUGAGGAGAAAGAAUGCAUGUGGCCACGGGCCGUGAUUACAGAAUUGCGGCAAAGUCUAGAGCAGAAGGAUCUCCAAAUAAAUGCCUUGCAGGCUGAACUCGAACACUGCAAGUUGGCCCCGGAGAAACAAAGUCCGGUGGAUCAGAAUUUGGAGGGAUCCAGCUCAGCAGAUCCUGGAGCAGGUGGAUCAAGCAGCAAAGCUGACCUUGGCCCGGAAGGAGAAAAUAGGACUGUCCAAGAAGACUUCUCGGCGCUGGUCCAGGAGAGAGAAGAGCUCCAGAAGAAGCUGCAGGAAGCUCUGGUCUCACGCAAGGAGAUCAUUAAGAAAGCCAAGGAGAAGGAUUGUCAUUCUCGCGAGCUGCUAAAGCAGCAGCAGAACGACUACAACUUGCUGCAAGAGCAAUUUGAGCAACAAAGCAGGGAGAGGGAGAACCUGCAGGACCAGCUCCAGAUGAUGUCCAAGUUUCUGGAGAGCUUCCCUCCUCAAAAUCCUACUGGAGAUGUUUCUUCUGAAGGACCGGCAUCAGGGCUUGUGCAGGAGUGUGGCCAGGAGGUCAUUGAAGAACGCACUUCCUUAGUAACUGAAGACUCAGUUGUGGGACAACUUAAGGCAGACUUUGAGAAGCUUCAGGCUGAGAAGAAAGAACUGGAAGCCCAGAUCAGACAUCUGGAAGGAGAGCUUGACAGCAAAUCUGAGAAGACUCUGCUCCUUCAGGAGCAGGUCGAGCAACUCCUGGCUGAAGUGGAGAUGGCCAAAACUGCCUGCAGUCAGAUGGAAACCAGCAUGGCAAGCCUGAAGCUGGAAUUGCAGGAGAGCUGGGAAGAAAUUGCCAGGCAGGAGAGUCUGAGAUGCCACCAAGAGCAGAAGGAACUCAAUGGCAGAGAAGAGAUCCAAGGCCUUCACUCCCAAUUAAUGGAGAAAAGCGAGUCUCUUUGUUGCCUCCAGGCUGAGUUGCAAGAGAAGGAGAAUAUGAUCAAAGCUUUGCAGGGGCAGUUGGACCAAGCCCAACAGCUGCAGGCUGAGCUUCAGGUGAAAUCGGCAGAAGAAUCUGCGGAGACCCAAUCCAAAGCCCAGCUCCAGAGGAAGCUGCAGGCAGCCCUCAUCUCCAGGAAGGAAGCCCUAAAAGAGAGGAAGGGGCUGAGGGAUGAGUUGUCCAGCACCAAGGCCGCUCUGGAAAGCACCUCUCUCCAUCUUCAAGAGGCAGAGCUUCGGGCGUCUGAGCUGGACAAGGACAAGGUGGUCCUGUUGGAGAAAUUGGCGACCCUCAAGGAGGAACGGGACAAGCUCAUAUCGGCGGUGGACAAAGCCUUGGUGGAAAACCAGAACGUGACUGGUUCCUGCGAGAGUCUGAAGUUGGCCCUGGAAGGGGUGACUCAGGAGAAGACAAGUCUUGAGGAGGAAAUUUACUCUCUGAAGGAAAGGCAGGCCCAGGAGCUCUCGGAGUGGCGGAGAAAACACGAGGAACUGCAGAAGGAGUAUGAGACGCUCCUGCAGUCGUACGAGAAUGUCAGCAACGAGGCCGAGCGGAUCCAACGGGUGGUGGAGAGCGUCCGACAGGAGAAGCAGGACCUCUUCCUCAAACUGAAAGAGGCGGAAGCGGAGAAGAAGGACGGGGAGGCUCGCCUGCAGGGAGCCGAACAGGAGAUGGAAGGCAUGAGGGAGAAAAUGAGGAAGUUUGCCAAAUCCAAGCAGCAGAAGAUCUUGGAACUAGAAGAAGAGAACGAGCAGCUGAGGUCCGAAAUUCAUCCUGGGGAUGGUAGACAGGAUGGGGCAAAUUCUGCUCUUCAAGAAGAGCUGGAAGCCUCCAAGAAGAAUUGCCAGGCUCUUUCUGAUGAGCUGAAAGCCCUGGUGGCCGAGAAGGACAGCUUGGAGCAGGAAAUCCAGGAUUUGAGGCAGACUUUGCAAAAUAAGGAAGAUCAGAGCAGCCUCCAAGAGGAGAUGGUGGUCAGAAGCAAGAUGGUCGGUUCCACCAUGAUGUCAUCUUCAGAGGAGGCAGCUGAGAAACAAGGAGAUCCAGACACGGGUUCUGAAGUUCUCCCCACCACUGCUUCGAGCGUGAGGGACCAAAAGGAAGAUCUUAGUCCAGCUAACCCCUUGCGUGAUGAAAGAACUGGGGAUGUUCAGCCAGUGGCAGAGCUUCAGGAGCAAGUGGCAGCACUAGAAGAUGGGAGGAAGAUGGCGGUAGAGGAAAUGAAUAAGGCCCGUAAGGAUUUGGAGGUUUUGAAGGAAGAGAAGGACCACCUGGAAGGUUUACUGGCUGCGAAAGGCCAGGAACUGGAAGCUCUUCAAGAAAAGGUCCUCAAGGUGGAGGAAGCAUGUGGGCAAACCCAGGAACAGCUGGCCGAGGCGCUGAUGUUGAAAGAAGCUUUGGAAACUGAGAAGGAUGACCUUGAAGAAAGGCUGAUGAACCAGCUGGCCGAGUUGAAUGGCAGCAUUGGGAACUAUCAGCAGGACAUGGCCAACCUGGAGAGCCAAAAUCAGCAGCUCCUCGGAGAGCUGGGAAGUCUUCAGGGGUCCCUGAGCCUCCUGGAAGAGGAGAAGCGGCAUCUGUUGAGGGAGAAGCUCGAGGUGGAAGCCGAGAAGAAAGAGAACAUGGAAAAGGUCAAGAGCGCCUGGAAGGAAGACAACGGCCGGACUCAGACCAGAGAACUUCAGGAGCUGUUGAAAGAGAAACAGCAAGAAGUGAGGCAGCUGCAGAAAGAUUGCAUUAAAAGCCAGGAGAAGGUCAGUAGCUUGGAGAGAACCAUCAAGGCCCUGGAGUUUGUCCAGAGUGAAUCCAAGAGGGAGCUGGAGACCACCAAGAAGAGCAUGGCGGAGGCAGAGGAGAAGACCAAGAAGGUCCAGGCUGAGUUGGCUUCCUGCAGAGUCUUGCUGGAUGAUACUCAGAGCGAAGCUGCCCGAGUCGUGGCGGAGAGCUUGAAGGUGAAAGAGGAGCUUCAGAACACCCAGGCUCAGAUCAGAUGUCAGCUGAGUCAAAAAGAGAAGGAACUUGAGAAACAUUUGGAGCAAGAGAAGGCCAAGCAUCUGAAGGAGAUGAGAAACAUGGAAGAGAGGUUGGAAGCCAUGCGGAAAAAGCAGGCGUUCGCCGAGGAGUCGGCGCGAGAACUCCAAGCGUCCCUGCACCAGAAGGACCAAGAAGCCAAACACAUUCAGGGCCACCUGAACCACACCUUAGCCCAGCUGGCAGCCUUCACCAGAAGCAUGUCCUCCCUGCAGGACGACAGGGACCGGGUGAUAGACGAGUCCAAGCAGUGGGAGAAGAAGUUCAGCCAGGCCAUUGAGAAGAAGCAGCAGGAACUCUCUGCUCAAGAAGAGGCCUGCGUUGCCUUGCAAGACCAGGUCAAGAAGAUGGCUCUUCAGGUGGAAGACCUCCAAGGCCUCGUUGUCAGCUUGGAACGUAGCAAGUCAGCCCAAGAGUCCCACGCCCAGAAGGAGCUCCAGAACCAUCAAGAAGAAGUCCAGUUGCUCCAGGAGGAGAAGCACAGACUUGGACUACAGCUUGAAGAGGUCCAGCGGUCACUGGGCCACUCCCAGAGCCAGGUUCUCCAACAAGGAGGAGAACUCGGGUCUCUGAGAAAGCAGCUUUCUGAUCUGCAGGCCUCCUUUGAAGACUGCGACCGAGCCCGUCUUGAGAUGUCGGAGACGGUGAAGAGCCACGAGGCCAGUCUUCAGGAUUACAGAUUCAGUCUGGAGCAGCUGGAGGCUGACCUGCAGGCUUCCAAAGAGCUGACGGACAGACUUCAUACCGAGAUGAGCUUCAAGGAGCAGAAGAUUGUCGGUCUCGUGGCUGCCAAGGAGGAGGCUGUAGCCGAAGCCCUGUUGAAAAUCCAACAACAGCACACGGAAGAGCUGAAGGAGUUGGAGAGCCAGAUGGCCAAGGCUGAAGCCGAGAAGGUGGCUUUGGAGGCCGAUAAAGCAAAAGCUCAGGAGAAAGUGAAUAGUCUCAUGAAGAAGCUGAAGAAUAUCCACGAGGAGAGCAAGCAGAACAAAGCUCAGCUAGAUUCCUUCACCAAAUCCAUGUCUUCUCUGCAAGAUGACCGGGACAGAGUUCUGGAAGACUAUCAGCAGCUGGAACAGCGUCACCUGGCCUCCAUUUUAGAGAAGGAUCAGCUGAUCCAGGAAGCGGCUGCAGAGAAUAACUCCUUGAAGGAGCAACUUCGGACCCUCCACGGUCAGCGGGAUGACUUGCAUGCUGAGAACGCCAAGUUGGAUGCCGAACUGGUACGGUACCGUGAAGACCUGAACCAAGUCAUCUCCAUCAAGGACAGUCAGCAGAAGCAGCUGCUGAAAACCCAGAUUGAGCGUAUCCAGGCCCUGGAGAAGGAGAAGGCAGGAAUGGAAGGCCAGCUGCAAGAGUCUGAACUUAGUUUGGCCAGCCUACAGCGAACCGUGGAGGCCCUGAAGCUGGAGAAGCAGAAUCUGGACCAGGAAGUCAAGAGUCUCAAGUCUUCCCUCUCCCAGAUGCAGGAUGAGAUCCUGGUUCUGAGGGAAGGGGGUGCCAUGAUGGAGCUGCAGUUGCAGUUGCAAGAGAAAGUGGAUGAAAUCCAGAGUUUAGACGAGCAGCUCUCGCUGGCAAAUGAGCAGGUGGUGGGACUUGAAGAAGAGCUGGCUCGUCUUCAUCAAACCACCUCUCAGAAGCUGCAGGAAGCGGACACCAAGAUGAAGGAAGAGCUCAAGAGCUUCCAUCACGACACUGGACUCCUGCGGAAUGAGACUGAGACAGCCGAAGAACGGGUAGCCGAGCUGGCCAAGGACCUCCUGCAGAUGGAGCAGAGCCUCCUCGUGGUCACAGAAGAAAACCAGGACUUGAAGGCCCAAAUCCAGUCGUUCAAGAAAGCCAUGAGUUCUCUCCAAGACAGCUGGGAUCAGUCUAAUGAAGAACGGCGGGCCCUGGAGAAGAGAUACGCGGGAGACCUGGAAGAGCAGAGGCAGCUGCUUCAAGGCCUCCAUCAGGAGAAGCUUCACCUUCAAGAGGCGCAAACCGCCCUGGAGGAGCAGAGGGACAGCAUGGCCUCCGAACUCGCUGCCCUCCGAGAUUCAACGGAAGGGAAGAGCUUCUUGGAGAAGGUGGAGAAACUCAACCAGCAGCUUCAAUCCAAAGACACCCAACUUGCUCACCUCUCUUCAGAGCUGGAGGGGGCCUUUGGCCAAGUGAAGGCCUUCUCCCAGGCCAUGGCCAGCCUGCAGGCUGAACGGGACCGUCUGCUGAGCGAGCUGGACAAAACCCGCAAGACCGAGGAGGUGAAGCUGCAGUCGGCCGCCGACAUGUCUUCCGGCCUGGCCGAAGUGCCGAGUCUCAAGAAGGCGCUCUCGUCCCUGCAGAACGACCGAGACCGGCUGCUGGCGGAGCUGAAGAACCUGCAGCAGCAGCACCUCCAGGCCGGGGCGGAGACGGCGGAGACGGGGCGGCUGAAGGCCCAGCAGAAGGCGCGGGAGGUGGAGCAGCAGCAGGAGAGGCUGCAGCAAGAGAGGGACUCUGCCCAGACGGAGCUCCGGCAGCUCAGGGAAGAAAAGGCCGCCUGGGAGGCUGAGAAGCUGCAGCAGCACCAAAGGGAGGGGGCUCCAGGGGCGACAGGCUCCGGCAGAGACCCGUGUGGCCAGACGGCAUCCGUGGAGGACCUCCAGCUCCAGCUUGGCAGCAGUUUGAAGCAUCUGCACCAGAAGGAGCUCCGCAUCCAGCAGCUGAACAGCAAGCUCUCGCAGGUCUUCGAAGAGAAGAACGCCCUCACCCACCAGCUCCGGGGAAGCAGCCGCAGUCUGCGCGAGACCCACCAGCAGCACAGCGAGGCUCUGGCCCGCUGCGCGUCCCUCGAAAAGCAGCUGCAGGAGUUGCAGAGUCCGGCAAAGACCGUGGGACCCCUCCUGGCUGAUGCUGCUCCUGGGGCCCCCCAGGAGAAAGAUGAGACCAACAGGCGGGAGCUGCAGGAGCUUCAGAUGCAGUUGUCGGAGGCCAAGCAGCAGCAAAGCAGUGCCAGGCAGGGCCUGACCAAGCUCCAGAAGCUGCUGCAGGAGGAGCAGGAGAGGCGCCUGGCUGCCGAGGAGGCUUGCGCUGCCGCCCAGGAGCAGAUCCGCAGGUGGGAGUCCGAGGAGUGGGCUCAGUCCCCGGAUACCAGCAUUGUGAUGCCCCCCGGCCCUGAACACCCCCUGCUGCCGGGGUCUGCAGAGAGCUCCUUCAGCAAGGCUCGAGGGGGCCGGGGGCUGCAGCGGGCCCUGCGCUCCGUCUUCUGCCCCCGCCGGCUCUUCUCCCUGCUGGCCACCGUCUACCUCUUCGGCAUCCACCUGCUGCUCCUCCUCCACGUCGUGGGCCGCCUGUGAGAAGACGGGGAAGCCCAGAAGCCCCCGGUGCCUGGGGGUUCCCGCUGGGCUGGGCACGGGGAGCUACUGGCUUACAGGCGGCCUGGUUGAAUCUGCCUGAGGUCAAGGCCAAUCCUGGCUCGUCAAGUUGGGGAUGAUGGGCUUUCUUAGCCAUUCGCCUUGCAGGGUUCGUGCUGCUCCUCCAAGGGCAGCCUCGGGGCUUUCCCGGCCUCGGAGACCGGCCGAGUCGGGGUGGCGUCAGUCCCCGUUUAUUUGGGGGGGAAGGGGCGGAGCCGAGAAGAUGCCCACCUCCCUUCCUUUCGGUGGCAUUAAUCUUAAUUAGCUAAGGUGGGACUCCCUGCAGGAGAAGAAAGGACCAAGUAGACUUGGUUGACUUCUGAUUAGGGUUAAACAUCACUUCCCUCUUCCUGCACGGUUCGGGGUGCCCCCGUUUUAACCCCUGGGGCUGGGAAUACGGUCCCCAGGGCAGAAUUUCACAAACUUUCCGGGUUUGCAGACCGGCUUUUUGUGGGGGGGGGGAGAGAGGGCUGGUUCUGCGCAAGCGGCAGCCAUGUGUGUGUGCCCGUGCAUGCUGCUUGCGCAAGAGGGGAUGCACGCAUGCACAUGCUUGCCCGCCUGCCACGUCUGCAGCCCGGUUCUGAAGACCUCAAGGGCCAGUAAUGAGCUGCAGCCCGAGGAUUGGGGACUCCUGCCCUAAAGGAAGAGGGUGACCCUGUUCUGUCCUGUUCUGGAGAGUCUCCAGAAGGAGGGAGGGUCUGAAG
Crotalus tigris (Tiger rattlesnake) is the source of this 10092-nucleotide messenger RNA. RefSeq names its product golgin B1 (gene GOLGB1). NCBI's taxonomy places the organism in Eukaryota, Metazoa, Chordata, Lepidosauria, Squamata, Viperidae. Gene Ontology annotation, cellular component: membrane; cis-Golgi network; endoplasmic reticulum-Golgi intermediate compartment. The coding region runs from base 266 to 9331 and encodes 3021 amino acids. The transcript is spliced from 19 exons. The record is from RefSeq and is a predicted model, not a curated record.